Messenger RNA from Seriola dumerili (greater amberjack), 4208 nucleotides. It is a transcript of the gene rasef, whose product is annotated as RAS and EF-hand domain containing. The coding region runs from base 1 to 2748 and encodes 915 amino acids. The record is from RefSeq and is a predicted model, not a curated record. The transcript has 20 exons. NCBI's taxonomy places the organism in Eukaryota, Metazoa, Chordata, Actinopteri, Carangiformes, Carangidae. Gene Ontology annotation, molecular function: calcium ion binding; GTP binding; GTPase activity.
AUGGCAUCAGCAAAGGGCAUGAAUAAGGAAGAACAAAAGCGCCUGAGUGCGCUAUUUCACACCUACGAUGUGGAUAAUUCAGGCCGGAUUGAAAAACAUGAAUUCACUACUAUUUGCCAGGAGCUCAAUGUCCCGGCCCAAGAAGCAGAGGGAAUAUUCAACCGCCUGGAUAUUGACAAAGACGGCACUGUGACCUUAGAGGAGUUUAUCAGCGGCUUCCAAGAACGACACGAGGAGGAAGAAGAUGACACUGAGGCAAAGGACAAACAGUCCUCAAAAAACAAGGAGCAGGUCAUAUCCAGCCAGCCACCUCCCUCAACCAGGACUAUGAGCACAGAGGAGCGGAACCGGCUGCGCGCCCUCUUUCAGGCCUACGACACGGACAACUCCGGGCGGAUCGAGAGGGAAGAGUUUCUCACCAUCUGUGCAGAGCUGCAGGUGCCCGCAGCAGAGGGUAACCGUAUAUUUGACCGGCUGGACAUCGACAACGAUGGAACUGUCACCCUGCAUGAGUUCAUCAGCGGCUUCCAUGAUCGCUACGGAGAGGACAAGCAGUCCUCGACUGAAGGAUUUUCAAAAAACGAGGAGCAGGUUAUAACUGGGUUUUUUUUGUUUUUUGUUCUUCUUAGCCGGUCUCAUCCGUCAAUCAGGGGCAUGAGCGCAGAGGAGCAGGACCGGCUGCGCACCCUCUUUAAGACCUACGACGUGGACAACUCCGGGCGGAUCGAGAGGAACGAGUUCCUCACCAUCUGUGCGGAGCUGCAGGUGCCCGCGGCCGAGGCGGACCGUAUAUUUGACCGGCUGGACGUCGACAAAGACGGAACCGUCACUCUGCUGGAGUUCAUCAGCGGCUUCCACGACCGCUACGGAGAGGACAUGGAGUUGGAAGGAGGAGACGUGUCCGCCGCCUGGGAGGACUUCGAGGGGAGAAUGGGCGACCAGUCCAAGUUCAUCCCCAGGCAUGAACAAGCAGCAACGUUGUACCAGAACAUCAGCUUGACUGAGCCCAGACUGAUUCCUCAGUUUGAAAAAGUCGUCAUGAACUUCACCAAAGAGAUCAAACAGCAAAACUCAGAGAUGGAGAACCUGGCCCUCGCCAUCAAACGAGCGCAGGACCAGGCAUCAAUGCAGCUCAGUGAGAUGGAGGAAGAGAUGGACCAACGCAUUCACAAUGCAGAGAGAAAAACACGGGAGCAGGAGAAGAAGCGAACAGAGGAUGCACUUAGCGAGUUACGAAGAAGUUAUGAAAUUGAAGUGUGUGAGCUUCAGUGUAAGAUCCAGAAGAUGCAGAUGAUAGAAGAGAGGUACAAGACGAUCACUGUGAAAGACGAGAGCCCGGCGUUGAAGAAGAAGAUCAAUGAGCUAACGCUGGACAACCAGCGGUUAAAACAGGAGCUGUUGAGAUCUCAGACCAAAGUUGCCUGUCUACAUAGUGAGAUGGACUUGCUGAAGACGGAGAUAACCGAUCAAAGCAUCAACUCUGAACGAGACGAGGAGCUCGUGAAACAUUUCACUGAUGAGAGAGACAUCCUGGAGAGUCAGAUCGACAUUCUGCAGACAGCCAACAGGAAGCUCCAUGACACCAACGAUGGCCUGAGGGCCACUCUGGAGAGGAUCACAAGAUCUGGCACCAGUGAAUCACCAGCAGAUAUGAAGAACAGAGGCAGAAGUAAAAGCAUCUGCCACGGAUCGCCAUACACCUUCAUGAACAGGUUCUGCCAGGGUAUGGACGAUUUACCUCUGUUCACCAAACGGCCCAGCGGUGACACCAUGGCCCUGGCCAUGUGUGACCCAGGCCUGAGGCGCAGACUCAGCAGUGAGUGUGAGGAGGACAGCCUGCCUGAGAUCUACAUGGACAGCGGCCUGUCCACACUCAGGGGGUCCCAUGGAGGCUACGACUCCGAGCAGGAGGUCAAAGGGCUCUCGUUUCUAGCUUUCAACAACUUGCUCAUGUCCACGGCGACUCUAAAGCCAGCGGAGACACAGGAUGGUGAGUCGGCGUUUGGGUCGGACAGCAGCUCAGUUUUGGACUGGAAGCCGUCUGAAUCCAUUAGUGUCACCACAACACCAACCCCGACAAAACGAAAACCCCUCAGUGCCAGCACUAUGAAGAAGGAGCGCAAGAAGAGCAUUGACCUGGGCUACAUGACAUCAGAGAAGGCCUUCAGGAUCGUGUUGGCUGGAGAUGCUGCGGUGGGAAAGUCCAGCUUCCUGUUGCGCUUCUGCAAGAACGAAUUCAAACUCAACUCCAGCGCUACUCUGGGAGUGGAUUUCCAGAUGAAGACAGUAAUCGUAGAUGGAGAGCCUGUUUUACUACAACUAUGGGACACUGCAGGACAGGAAAGGUUUCGCAGUAUUGCAAAGUCUUAUUUCCGCCGGGCGGACGGAGUGUUGCUGCUUUACGAUGUCACCUGUGAAAAGAGCUUCCUUAAUGUUAGAGAGUGGGUGGACAUGAUUGAGGAUUUAUCGCACGAGGAUAUUCCCAUCAUGCUCGUGGGUAAUAAGUGUGAUCUUAGACAAGAUGGAGUCAACUGCGUUCCUACCAGCUAUGGAGAAAAACUGGCCAUGACAUACAACACUCUGUUCUGUGAAACUAGCGCCAAAGAUGGAGACAACAUCCUUGAGGCUGUGCUGCACCUGGCCAGGCAAGUAAGAGAGCAGGAUACCUUUGAUGAAAAGAAUCGUUAUCAGUCGCUGCCCAGCUUGGAUGCUCCCAGGAGGAAACCAAACUUCUUCUGCUGCACCUGAUCAAAACUCAUCAGCUCUGGGCCUGAACAUCUGACUUAAUGUGAACUCAGUAUAGGUGGAACAAGGAGGAAAAACUACUGCAAUUGGAACAAAUCAUCAUUGUGAAACCACAACAAUUUAACGUAUGACCUAAGUGAGCAAACAAGUGAUCUGGGAUCACAAAUAUCCACAACUUCACAUUACUUUAAAUUUUCAUUGUUAUUCAGGGUUAUUUAAACAUAAUGUACUGAGCUGCAUUUCAGCCACAGCUGGAUGAUUUACUGUUCUGUAUUUUAUGAAUUUGAGAAUGUUUAAGUCAGUGUAAACUUUCUUGCCAUGUGACAGUCAUGUUAAUUUUUUUUUAUUAUGCUAUCACACAUAUUUGUAUAAGUUCCUUCCACAUAUGUGAUAUGAAUUGUACAGUUAGCCCAGACUGGCAUGGUCAUGAAAAGAGAAAAACAGCUGUGAAUUAAAAUGUGUGAGAGGGAUCUGAAAGUGAAGCUGAACAUAUGAGCAUAUUUUUGAAGUGACAGUAUGUGAUGCUGACAAAUAACUGCAUGUGAUAGAGCUUAUGGUUAUAGUGACAAACGAGAAAUAAGAAUAGAUUCUUAUCUGGUUAUGCUGUUAUCUGUGGCACUUAUCUAAAUACUUCUGAGCUCAGUUAUCAUCAGUGUAAGUGAAGAUGGUUUGAAGUGACAUCUGCAACAUGUUGGUAGGCUGGGAGGAAACUGAAGUUGAAACCUCAGACUUUAUUGCAAGUGAACUGCAUCGGAUGCCGACAUGGAGACACUGAGAAUUAUGGAAAAAGUUGAAGCAAGAAAUGCUCAGCCUUGUCUUUUUUCCUAUAUGAUGAAACCUGGUGCAGUGUUUGAUUGUAUGAGACUUUAUGCUAAUGUAACAACCCAUCAUCUUUAUUAUAUUACCCACAGUGUUACAAUUCUUCCCACGGUGGAUGACUUUGUGUUAUAGAUUUUAUUUUUUUGAACCUGAUAUAGCAGAUCAUUUUCAAUUUGCACAAAUGCUUUAAAUAAUGGCUGUCACUGUAUCAUCUGGUAUGAGUUAUGAAAAUUAGGUAAGCAUAAAAGAGAGAGAUGGCAGGAAGCAGAGCCCUUAUGUUUAUCCCUCUGUUACAGUACACGUAUGCAUUUCUGUUUAAAUGUGUACAUGUCAGCUUGCCAAAUUAUCACUACUGAUGUUAUAGAGUCUGUCUUAUUGUUAUUUCUUUAUAAUAAUGCCAUAUUACCCAUAUUAUCAAGCUGCCCAGGGGAAGUGUAUAAAGUCAGUAUGCUUCAGAUGAAAUGCUUGUUGGAGUUUCAAACAGCAUUUGAAAUGCCUCCCCACAGACCUUAAAUUGGAAUUGGUGGGCUGUCUGACAGUUUUUCUUCUCCAACUUACUUUAUUGAAUUUCCAAACAAAUAAUAUAUUAAAUAACAAAUUUAAUAUCAGUCUCAUCAGUUUAGAUUUUGAAUUGAUGCAGAGAU